This is a messenger RNA of Gadus macrocephalus (Pacific cod), 894 nucleotides long. It is a transcript of the gene dctn6, whose product is annotated as dynactin subunit 6. Lineage: Eukaryota; Metazoa; Chordata; Actinopteri; Gadiformes; Gadidae. Gene Ontology annotation, molecular function: dynein complex binding. Gene Ontology annotation, biological process: mitotic spindle organization. The coding region runs from base 107 to 679 and encodes 190 amino acids. The record is from RefSeq and is a predicted model, not a curated record. The transcript has 7 exons. Gene Ontology annotation, cellular component: dynactin complex.
GUGUGAACAGUUGCUUCAAAAGGGCUGAAGUCUAACGCAUGCGCACAAGCUACGGUGUAGAGAAAUAUACAUCGAUAUCCGAGUGCUCCUCCCUGAAUCUUUCACUAUGACAGAUAAACAAAACAUACAGAAAAGCGUCAAAAUAGCUGCUGGAGCAGUUGUGUGUGUCGAAAGUGAAAUCAGAGGAGAUGUUACGAUUGGACCUAGGACAGUGGUCCACCCCAAAGCACGGAUCAUUGCAGAAGCCGGGCCCAUCGUGAUCGGGGAAGGGAACUUGAUAGAGGAGCAGGCUCUGAUUAUUAAUAGUUACCCAGAAAAUAUCACACCUGACUCUGAGGGAGUGGAACCAAAGACCAUGACCAUCGGUAUUAACAAUGUUUUCGAGGUUGGAUGUGUAUCUCAAGCCCUGAAAAUUGGGGACAACAACGUCAUCGAAUCUAAAGCUGACGUGGGUAGAAAUGUUAUCCUUACCAGUGGAUGCAUCAUCGGUGCAUUCUGCCAAGUUAACACCUGUGAGGUCAUCCCUGAUAACACGGUCCUCUAUGGCUCUGGGUGUCUGAGGAGGGUUCAAACUGAGAGACCGCAGCCCCAGACCCUCCAGUUGGACUUUUUGAUGAAGAUUCUGCCCAACUACCACCACUUAAAGAAAACCGUGAAGGCUAGCCAGAACCCUAGCUAAAACAAACUACUAGGAAUGUCGGAUCUAUUUAUAAAACUAAACAGCUUCUUAAAUUCCCCAAAGUGCAAAUGUAUAUAGUACUGAAAAUUCAGGCUGCUUUGGUAGUUGAUGCUCUCCUUUGUUAAUGCUAUAACAAAUAUUUUCUACUUGUUUGACUAGAAAUUUCUCUUCCAAUGCCUUAGAUUUUAUAUAUCUAAUUAAAUGCUUAAAAUUUG